GAUGGCGGGGCUUUGCCAGAGGCAGCCGGCUGGGUGCGCCUAGGACUUCAUCCCCCGCCAGCCCCCGCGGCCUAAGUCGUUACUUCUUCCUGUUUUGGGGGACAAGUCGCCGAGCAGCUGCCAACUGCGAGGUCUGAGAAGAGGUCUUCGCCUCCUCAUCUGGUUUUCCGAGGUGGAGGGAUUGAUUGACCUGCUGAGGUAGAGCACGUUCUCGCUCCUGGCAAACUCACCCUGGGACAGUCGGAGAGGGAGCCCAGGACUAGCUUCCUCAGUGACUGGAAUCUGAGAAAAAUGGCAGAUGUGGAUAGUGAGUCCAGGAAUCUUAUCCCUGAGGUAGAACAUGAAGUAAAUCCUGGACCUAUGAAUAUCCAGUUUGAUUCGUCAGAUCUAAGAUCUAAAAGGCCUUUCUAUAUAGAGCCGACAAACAUCGUCAGUGUGAAUGACGUCACUCAGAGGGUUAGUGACCAUGCCUCUGCUAUGAACAAGAGGAUUCACUACUACGGCCGGCUCACCACCCCUGCAGACAAGGCACUGAUUGCCCCCGACCACGUCGUUCCUGCUCCAGAGGAAUGCUACGUGUACAGUCCACUGGGCUCUGCCUACAAGCUUCAGAGUUACAGCGAAGGCUACGGUAAAAACAGCAGCCUAGUAACUAUCUUCAUGAUCUGGAACACCAUGAUGGGGACGUCCAUACUGAGCAUUCCUUGGGGCAUAAAACAGGCUGGAUUUACUACUGGGCUGUGUGUCAUCGUGUUGAUGGGCCUUUUAACACUUUACUGCUGCUACAGAGUGGUGAAAUCCCGGAGUAUGAUCUGUACAUCAGACACAACCACCUGGGAAUAUCCAGAUGUCUGCAAACAUUAUUUUGGCUCCUUUGGGCAAUGGUCAAGUCUCCUUUUCUCCCUGGUGUCCCUCAUUGGAGCAAUGAUAGUUUAUUGGGUGCUUAUGUCUAAUUUUCUUUUUAAUACUGGAAAGUUUAUUUUUAAUUUUAUUCAUCACAUUAAUGACACAGACACUAUACUAAGAACCAAUAAUAGCAACCCUGUGAUUUGUCCAAGCGCUGGGAGUGGUGGCCAUCCUGACAACAGCUCCAUGACUUUCUACAACAAUGACACAGAAGUCCAGCACUUUGAGCAGUGGUGGGAUAAGUCGAAGACGGUGCCCUUCUACCUCAUAGCGCUCCUCCUGCCCCUGCUCAACUUCAAAUCGCCUUCAUUUUUUUCUAAAUUUAAUAUUCUGGGCACAGUGUCCGUCCUGUAUUUGAUCUUCCUUGUUACCUUGAAGGCUAUCCGCUUAGGGUUCCACCUGGAAUUCCACUGGUUUAUGCCAACAGAAUUUUUCGUACCAGAGAUAAGAUUUCAGUUUCCACAGCUGACUGGAGUGCUUACUCUUGCUUUCUUUAUUCACAACUGUAUUAUUACACUCUUGAAAAACAACAAGAACCAAGAAAAUAAUGUAAGAGACCUGUGCGUUGCUUAUGUGCUGGUGACACUGACUUACCUCUACAUUGGGGUCCUGGUUUUUGCCUCAUUCCCUUCACCUCCGUUAUCCAAAGAUUGUAUUGAGCAGAACUUCUUAGACAACUUCCCUAGCGGUGACACCCUGUCCUUCAUUGCAAGGAUGUUCCUGCUCUUCCAGAUGGUGACUGUGUACCCACUCUUAGGCUACUUGGCUCGUGUUCAGCUCCUGGGCCAUAUCUUCGGUGACGUUUAUCCUAGCAUUUUCCAUGUGCUGAUUCUUAAUUUAAUUAUUGUGGGAGCUGGAGUGACCAUGGCCUGUUUCUACCCAAACAUAGGAGGAAUCAUAAGAUACUCGGGAGCAGCCUGUGGCCUGGCUUUCGUGUUCAUAUUCCCUUCUCUCAUCUAUAUAAUUUGCCUCCGCCAAGAGGAGCGGCUGACGUGGCCUAAAUUAGUCUUUCAUGUUUUCAUCAUCAUUUUGGGCCUGGCGAACCUGAUUGCUCAGUUUUUCAUGUGAAAACUGUUUUCUCAAGAUUUCUCACGGUGUUCUGAACCUUGGCAACGCUUCUGCAUAAAAGAACUUGAAAGCGCUGUCACUGCUGUAAUUCUACGUGUUUUUUCUAAGAUGAUUGGAAGCAAGGGAAAUGAUUGUCUGCUGCUAAGUAUUUUUGUACUGGAGAGGCGGGGGAGUGAAAAGGAUGGUCUUCCUCAGUGACCCUCAUUCUCAAGUCUCCAAGUAGAAAUAUAGGCGGGAUCCCGCUGGUUUGUCUGUUGAUAAGUGUAAGGUAGGUGGCUGUGUUUUGCCUACAGCAAGGGAUCUCAGGGGUCUCGGGUCGAGGCAUGUUGCCAGACCUCGUUUCUGCUUCAGUGUGCUCUCUUCCACUUUCUUCCUUGCUGGACCGUCCCUACAGUUUGCCCAAGCCUCUGCUGUUUCCAACAGUAAAACAAAUACCUCAUUUUAAAAGGAGUUUCCAUGGCAUCGUUAUUAAUGGAAUGAAUUCCUAACUAAAUACUAAUCCGAGGAGCCAAACAAUGUUACAUAGUAGCAGCCUAUCGGAA
Messenger RNA from Acomys russatus (golden spiny mouse), 2516 nucleotides. RefSeq names its product solute carrier family 38 member 9 (gene Slc38a9). The transcript is spliced from 15 exons. Gene Ontology annotation, biological process: amino acid transmembrane transport. The record is from RefSeq and is a predicted model, not a curated record. Gene Ontology annotation, molecular function: amino acid transmembrane transporter activity. The coding region runs from base 292 to 1974 and encodes 560 amino acids. NCBI's taxonomy places the organism in Eukaryota, Metazoa, Chordata, Mammalia, Rodentia, Muridae.